UUCAUUUUCCUCAUCCUGGCUUUACAUUUUACUUUUAUGAUUAUUAUCUGAAAUAUUUUAGCAUCCCUCAGCAUGUUUCAAGUAUAAUUAAUGUAUCAGGCGACUAAUCGCUAUCAGGAAGUAGGAAACAGGAAGUAUUCCGUGAUUGCAUAUACGUUUGACCGUGGUUUCAUUUCGUUUGAUUUCAAGCGCAUUCAAAUGAGUGGUAGAAAGAUAUGCAAUUAAGUCAGGUAAUGAGACUAAGGAAUGGAAAUAAAGCAGCGCGGUGUCCGGGUUAGCAUAGGAUGGAAAUCCUGUAUUACGUAAGAGUUUCAUCAAGCAUAUACGGUGUUUGCAGGAAUAGAGAAAUGUAACCCGAUAGUGAAGGUGUCGAAUAGAAUUUCGCGUGAUAGUGGGGUUGCUUGUCCCUUGUAGAACAGUAUAUAAAGUGACUACGCUAAGAAUUUCUCUUGAGUUGGUCUUUUAUUCAACACGUACUCGUAUACACUGAGCAAGGGGACAUGGAAAAAAUCAUUGUAAUUUUAACGAUCGUUUCCUCCUGUUGCGCCGGGGAAUUAGGAUUUGGCGAUCAUGGAUUAAGUUUGGGGGAAAUUGCCGUGGGUCACGGCGAAGAAGAAAUUGGUCUAGGUUUAGGUGAAUUAGGUGGAUCAGAGCACGAGAUCAGUCUAGGAGGUCACGGAGAAGGUGGACACUUCGUACCAUCUGUGAAAACAAUUGGAAUACCAGUCCCUAAGAAGGUUCCUUUGCUGAUACCUCACCUGCAGGUUCAACAUAUUCCACAGAGUUAUCCAGUUCCAGUGUUCGUACAAAAACCUGUUCCAUAUCCGGUGGAGAAGCAAGUAUUUUCGAAGGUGGAGAAGAAAGUACCCACGCCCGUCGAAAAAAUCAUUCCAGUGAAAAUUGAGAAGCCCGUUCCAUUCACUAUAGUGAAGCAUAUUCCUGUUCCAGUGGCGAAGCCUAUUCCAAUUAAGAUUCCAAUUUACAAAACAGUAGUGCACAGCUCCAAGAGCCAUUAAGCCUGUGAAAUUGGCGUUGUUGAUUGUUCUUGUUUUAAUCGUUGCGGCAGAAGUGCGUCGUUGAAAUUACAGUUUCUACGUGUUUUAUAUUUAUAUUGUUUUGUUAUACAUCGUACUUAAUAGUUUCGUGCGUUAAAAUUAUUUAUUAAUAAAUGUAAUUAUAUUAAUUACAAAUGCAUCGUCCACACUUAUUUACACCUGUUAAACAGCAAAGCUAGUUCUCGUUUUUUAAAUUAUUUAUUCCAUUGUUCAACUUAUUUUAUUAGCUAAGCUAUUUUAUUCUACUCUUCAAUGUUGUCAAUUAAAUUGUAUAAGAAUCAUAUUGAAUCGUCUAGGCUGUUCUUUUCGUCUAUAAGAACAGAUGCAGAAAGAUUUACGUGGUAUUACGUUAACGGAAUGUUACAAUUAUUGGUCUGCGUUUCACAAUGGAGAUGGAAGGCACGGAGGAGAAAGGAGAAUGUGGUACGAUCGAGGCAUUCGUAG
Bombus impatiens (common eastern bumble bee) is the source of this 1499-nucleotide messenger RNA. RefSeq lists its product as uncharacterized. Lineage: Eukaryota; Metazoa; Arthropoda; Insecta; Hymenoptera; Apidae. Bases 501 to 1016 code for a protein of 171 amino acids. The record is from RefSeq and is a predicted model, not a curated record. The transcript has 5 exons.